CGCCCCUGCCGCGCGCUCUGGCAUGCGCUGUCCGGCCGGGCUGUGGCGGGGAAAUGGCGGCGCCGGAGGGCGGCUCUGCCGCGAUGCCCGCGGCUUGUCCCGCUCCGCCUGGUCCCUCGGCUCCCGGCUCCUGGAGCCGCUCCUUGGACCGAGCCCUGGAAGAAGCGGCGGUCAGCGGGACCCUCAGUUUGAGCGGCAGGAAGCUCCGGGACUAUCCGCGGGCCAGCGCCGCCAACCACGAUCUCAGCGACACCACCCAGGCUGACUUGUCACGGAACAGACUGUCGGAGCUUCCAGCAGAAGCCUGCCACUUUGUCUCCCUCGAGACUCUUAAUCUGUACCAGAACUGCAUUCGAUAUAUCCCAGAGGCUGUUUCGAACUUACAGUCACUAACAUUUCUAAAUAUCAGUCGAAACCAGCUUUCAACAUUGCCAGUACACCUCUGUAGGUUACCACUAAAAGUUUUGAUAGCAAGUAAUAAUAAGCUGGUUUCAAUACCUGAAGAAAUUGGACAGCUCAGACAGCUGACAGAACUUGAUGUGAGCUGUAAUGAGAUACAGACAAUACCUCCACAGAUUGGCAAUUUGGAGUCCUUGCGAGACCUAAAUGUCAGAAGAAAUAAUUUGGUGCGUUUACCUGAAGAGCUCGCUGAGUUGCCUUUGAUUCGAUUAGAUUUCUCGUGCAAUAAAAUAACAACAAUACCAGUUUGUUAUAGGAACCUCAGACAUCUUCAGACCAUCAUGUUAGAAAACAACCCUCUCCAGUCCCCCCCUGCACAGAUAUGUAUAAAAGGAAAAAUUCAUAUAUUUAAAUACCUGAACAUAGAAGCAUGCAAGAUAGCUCCAGACUUGCCUGAUUAUGAUAGGAGACCCAUGGGAUUUGGAUCAUGCCAUGAGGAGCUCUAUUCCAGUCGUCCAUAUGGAGCACUCGAUUCUGGCUUCAAUAGUGUGGACAGCGGAGACAAAAGAUGGUCAGGGAAUGAACCAACAGAUGAGUUCUCAGAUCUCCCAUUACGGGUGGCAGAGUUCACCAAAGAGCAGAGACUGAGAAGAGAGAGUCAGUACCAAGAAAACAGAGGGAGUGCAGUUGUAAUUAAUGGUGGAGUGGAACACGAUCUCGAUCAGAUCGACUACAUUGACAGCUGUGCCACGGAGGAGGAGGAGGAGGAGGUGAGGCAGCCCAAGUGCCAGGACUCAGACAGCCUCAGCUCCCAGUUCAUGGCGUACAUCGACCAGCGGCGCAUCUCCAACGAGAGCUCACCAGUAAAGCCUGUAUCCAUCAGAGAAUUUCAGAGAACGGAGGAUACAAGACGACAUUUACAUCAAAACAGGGAUACAGAUGAAUUACGAAGACCUGAAACUCUAAAUUUGAUGCAGGACAGAGAGCAUCAAGUACUAAGGAGUUAUGUGGACAGGACAGAGAGACCCCUGCCUGAUUCACCUUAUUUUCUCUCGCUAUCAAGUCACCACACCCAGGCGCCCAGCGCAGACUCCGAGCUGCACCGCCGGCACAUCGAGCGCACCCGCCGGGAGGCCCAGCUGGCAGCCCUCCAGUACGAGGAGGAGAGGAUGAGGACUAAGCAGAUUCAGAGAGAAGCUGUCCUUGACUUUGUUAAGCAAAAAGCCUCCUUAAGUCCUCAGAAACAAAGUCCAAUGGAUAGUGAGUGUCCCUUUCCAUCCAGAAGGUCUCAGCAUACUGAUGAUAGUGCCUUGUUAGUGAAUGGCUUUGAGCCUCUCUCUGUGUUUGAGAUUGACAAUAACACCAAUACCAUUAAAAGGAGGCCAGGCACUCGCAAGCAGUCACUCUCAGGGUUGAACCAAGAAAGCUGUGCUACUACCCUGCCUAGUGCCUCUGCCUUCAGUCCUGUCAAGAGUGAUGACAGAUCUACCAUCUCCCCUGGCUCACCUACCGCUCAGACAGUCCACCUUUCCCCUCCAUAUCCUGGCCAUGCAGCCCCGCCUUCCUAUAGAAACCCUUCCCAGCGACCUGAGAGUUUCCUUUUCCGAACAGCUGUCAGGGAUGGAGCCAAGAAAGCUGUUGCUUCAUCCUCUACCUGUGCCUUGUCUCCUGCUAAUGAUUCUGCAGACCCUCGAGUGAGACAAAACUCCAAGCAGCGGGAGGAGGAGCUGGAGCUGAUUGAGCAGCUACGCAAGAACAUCGAGUCGCGGUUGAAGGUGUCACUGCCCAGCGACCUCGGCGCGGCUCUCACCGACGGCGUCGUCCUGUGCCACCUGGCCAACCACGUGCGGCCCCGCUCUGUCCCCAGCAUCCACGUGCCCUCACCUGCUGUUCCUAAACUUACUAUGGCAAAAUGCAGACGAAACGUGGAGAAUUUCUUGGAAGCUUGCAGAAGGAUUGGAGUGCCUCAGGAGCAAUUAUGUUUGCCUCUGCAUAUUUUAGAAGAGAAGGGUUUGACACAGGUAGCUGUGACUGUCCAGGCGCUCCUGGAGCUGGCACCCCCAAAGCAGCAGCCACUUCACCACUUGUCUGCUGUGUAAAGACCUCCGGGACCUUUUGGGUUACCUUGGCUAAGAGAAGGACCUGAAGACUUUACUGCCCAUGCAGUGCAUCCAAACACACAGAGCUCUGUUCUAAGGAAAUGAGUUUCCGUGAUUCCUGACAGGAAUGUUUUCUUCAUUUCUCCAUUUUUUGGAGAUCACAACAGUUUCCAGGAACAUUUUUAUUACCAAUAUUUUUGCCCCUUAUUUAAAAAAAUGAGAAUUCAUUGGGAGGAGGGCAGGGAAUUCUAGUGGCUGGCUGUUGGAGCCAGCUGUAGAAAUGGACCUUGCAGGAUGAAGAAAUGGGUUUAGAGUCUGGAAAGCAAUUCCUAGGUCAAUUUGUAAAAAAUAAAAAAAAGGGUGUUGCUGCAGUGGGCACACAGGGAAUCGAAUUACUUUCCUUACCCACGGGGUGCAAAGAAAUGGAGUUUCUUUGCCUCCAAAGAAUGGCUAUUUCUAUUACAAUAUUUUUUAAAUUGCAUCACACAAUCUUAACCUGCAGUGUUUGAUAACAGGGUCGAACUUCACACAGCUGUCCCUUGCCUUGUCAGGUCCUCAUCACUAAAAGUUGAAGAAAAAAAAACCCACUUUUUUUUCCCCCCAAUGGAAAAAUUACUGCAUGUUUUCUCUGCCAGAAACACUUUAGUAAAAGAUACUAAGUCAGAUCUGUUCAAAUGGGAUUAAUCCCAUCAGUAUUCUUGCUGGGUUCACUUUCUGUUUGGGUAUUAACAUGUCUUUAUCUGAAUACUUUUCUAACAGCAGUGGAGGGAUAUUGCCCGUCCUCACAUCCCCUGCUGGUGGUUUUGUGGGAUCACCAGAAUCCUGUGCAUCUCCCUGCAGUGGGACCAGUGCCAGCCUGCCCUGCUGGUCGUUAGAAGUCCUCCCAGCUAACACAUUUGUGAGGGGCUGAAGCAUCCCCUGCAGGCACAGAACGGAUCACGUUGAGAGCACGGUUCUCAAGUUCCCCAGGCGGGCUGGGUGUUGGCAGAGCAGCACCUGUGCUAAGGCAGCUCUGAAGGUUAGAGAAGGCUUUCAGUAAUGCCCUUUAUUAGUUGGAGUUUAUGUAGACAGAUGUGCUGGUUUUACAGAACUGCUCUUGAUUCCUCUUCCCAUAACGUAAUAAUGGGAAUUCACAGUACAGAAGUGGGAGAGGCAGCUGACAAAUUUUGCAUUUUCCUGGAAAGCUGAUGUGCAAAAUAAAGACAGGUCUGUAUGCUCUGGUCCUACUGACAAGGCCAAGCUUGCUACCAGAUCAGUUACCAAUUCUUUUUUUUUUCUCCUGCACAAAAAGGCCUCACAGAAUCCAGUUUCCACCCAUGUGGUUCCUUUGUUGAGUGUUGCCCAAUUCAAAGCAUCCCUGAACAUUGUGCUACUAAUAGAUGGUACAUGUUCUGAAAGCAACUCCAGGCAUCAGCCAUAUUCUGUCUGGGAUAUAUUUGAAGCAGAAUACACUGAGAGGAUUUUAUGCAGAUAAAGGAAGAAGAAAUGGGAACAAAUUACCUAAAAGUCAUUUUUGCAGAAGUAAAACCUGCUGUGGGAGUGCCAAGGACUGGUCUUAGCUGUAUUUUCCCCCUUUUGAUUUGCAGUUUUGUUUCCUUUUUUUUUUUUUUUUUUCUUUUUUUCUUCAUGUAUUUCUUUCAAGGGCCAUUGUGGUGAUUGUGGAAUCCCCUAUUUCUCAUAAUUAUUCCAGUUGCUUCUUAUUUGCAUUGGUUGGUCACAUUUCAAGUGAAGAACACCUGGGAGGUGUUUAAGAGUGCCCAGCUGCAAAGCGAAACCUCCUCAUGCUGGGCAAAUGCAGUGCCCUGAGCCCUGCAGGGAAUGGAGGUGCCAGGAACUCCAGUACCCACAGGAAGAGCAGCUCUCUCUGCAGGCAUUCUCACCCCCUUACGUAGUUUUUGUGUUUCACUUGAUGCCAUUGGUGAGGAGCAUUGGUCAUUCCCACGGGGUUACACAGAGCUGUCUGAAGUGUCUGCUGCAGUUUGCCAGGGGGAAGAUGCUGCCACUCACAGGCAACAGAGACAGGGUGUUCCUGGUGUGUUUGUCUGCACGUCAUUUGAGAGAGAGGGAGGCACUGACUUCAUCUUGGUGUCCAACAUGAGGUCACCUGUUGUUACAGGGACAGUUGCAUUUACCAGCACACCCAUCAUGGGCUAUUUAAAUACCCCUGUUUGAAGAAAACCAUUCCCUUCAUGGAGUUGUGAGGGUGUGGUGCUUGCUCCAGCACUUAAGGAAAAUUAAACUUAAUAGUAUUCAGGUUGGUGGGAAUUUUGUCAUUUAAUUAACAGUAGUUUUUAAUGGGGUGGGGGCUUGAGUCUGGCCUGCAAGAAAGAGCCAUUUCUAUUGCCAUGUGUGGCUCACAACCUGAGUAGCUCAUGGCCACCUGUGGCUGGAGGCCAGGCAGGCAAAAGGUCCCUGGCACCAGGUACUUUGUUGUGAGCAACAUUCACUCUGGAAUUUCAGUGCAGGUAAUUGUGUUAGUUUGACAUUUGUAAUCUUAGGUUUUCAGGCUGGCAAGCACUAAAUCUUGUCCAGAUGCUUAGGACAAAAAUCCAAACCUGAAGUUUCAUCAUGCGGUUUAUUUAAUGGUUUAUUUACCAAACCCACUUCAGUUCUCUCUUGCAAAAUGGGUUGGGAUUUUUCAGUGUAGUUAUGUGCAAUUUUUGUUGUAUCUCAUGAAGAGUAUUUGAAAGAAAACACGUAUAAAGUUCUAUUCUGUGUGUUAACGCAAAGAAGAGAUGCUCUUUCCUCUUCAGGGCAUUUGUGCUGGAGGAUGUGGGAAAGAUCCACCUCAGUGCUCCAUGCUGCCGGCGUUCCUACCUGACUCCAUGGUGUCACACUCCAUCCCCAAACCUGGCGAGCCCUGAGCAGUGUCUGAGGCUCUGCCAGGUCACACACUCCAGGUGGAGCAGCCCAGGCACUCGGGAGCCCCUAAUGGCACUGGGGGUUCCCCUUUGCAGGAGAGGCUUUUGUGAAGGCCCUGUUCCCUGCUUAAAUCCACCAGGGACAGCUCUUCACAGUGCCAGGGCACCUCUGUUGUUCUUGGUAGCAGCAGGAUGGCAAAUGGUAUUCUUAUCCCUUUAUGACUAUAAAUGGUUCUUUGAAAAACUGUUUUAGAAAGAGAGGACUUGUAAGGUGAUUUUGGACAUUGUGAUGUUCUACAAAGUGAUCUAAUUUUGUUAUUUCUGAAAACAGUGUAAACGUGUAAGUAAUAGAGUAAAGGAUUUUAAAGCUUCAUCCCAUACUGUAUGUCUGUAAAUACAUUCCAUAAUUUCUGUUACAUAUAAAUGUGUCUGAAUAUUGUAUAUUUUAAAUGGCCUGUAUUCUGCCAGUAGUGUGAACUUCUAGCACAUUGAUAAUAUAAAAGGAAACCAUGGGUAUUUGAAAUAAAGUUCUAAAAC
Molecule: messenger RNA, 5896 nt
Organism: Pyrgilauda ruficollis (rufous-necked snowfinch)
Lineage: Eukaryota; Metazoa; Chordata; Aves; Passeriformes; Passeridae
Gene: LRCH3
Product: leucine rich repeats and calponin homology domain containing 3
Exons: 23
Coding region: 54-2498 (814 amino acids)
Molecular function (GO): protein binding
Source: RefSeq, a predicted model, not a curated record